Geodia barretti is the source of this 645-nucleotide messenger RNA. The record is from the annotation of a GenBank genome assembly. Lineage: Eukaryota; Metazoa; Porifera; Demospongiae; Tetractinellida; Geodiidae.
AUGGGAGCCAGCAUGGCGUUUAAUUGCCUGCGCGGCGGCAACGACAUGGUGGUUCAUGACAUCAGGCGGGAGGCGGCCACCCGGCAUCUGGAAGCUGGCGCCCAGUGGGCCGAUACUCCCCGAGAGGUCGCCGCUGCUUCCGACGUGGUGUUCACCUCCCUCCCCGGUCCCGUGGAGGUGGAAGCGGUUUCCCUCGGCGAGGAUGGCAUUAUGUCCGGGAUGGAGGCCGGUAAAACCUACUUUGACCUGAGUACGAGUUCGCCUACCCUCAUCCGUCAAAUCCACGACCGGGUUGCCGCACAGGGCAUCAACGUGCUGGACGCCCCGGUGAGUGGCGGCCCGGCUGGCGCCUCCAGCGGUCGUUUGGCGAUAUGGGUAGGCGGAGAUAAAGCCGUGUUUGAUCAGCACAAGGCAGUCCUGGAUUCCAUCGGCGAUGCCGCCUACUACGUUGGGCCAAUUGGAAGCGGCGCGGUGGCCAAGUUGGUGCACAACUGCGCCGGUUACAUCGUUCAAACCGCCCUGGCCGAGGCGGGCGACCGGCGUGGUGUGCGGCGCAUUCUGCACCAGCUCCGGGUUCGAUGUGGCCUCGGCGUCGAUGGCCCGCAAGGCGCCGAUGAAUGCGUCCAGCGUGUCUUUGUUUUCUGA